This is a messenger RNA of Engraulis encrasicolus (European anchovy), 1985 nucleotides long. It is a transcript of the gene kcng4a, whose product is annotated as potassium voltage-gated channel, subfamily G, member 4a. The record is from RefSeq and is a predicted model, not a curated record. Gene Ontology annotation, molecular function: delayed rectifier potassium channel activity; protein binding. The transcript is spliced from 3 exons. Lineage: Eukaryota; Metazoa; Chordata; Actinopteri; Clupeiformes; Engraulidae. The coding region runs from base 200 to 1861 and encodes 553 amino acids. Gene Ontology annotation, biological process: potassium ion transmembrane transport; protein homooligomerization. Gene Ontology annotation, cellular component: membrane; voltage-gated potassium channel complex.
CCUUCACGUACCACCCACUCCACCCCAUCCAAUGACCACUCUCAUUACAGCAUUUGGGGUGCGUCUGAUGCUGCCACUCCUAAAGCAUUAACCUUUGACCUCUGAGGAUUUUUGGGUGGUGGGAGGUGACCUCACUUUUUGACCUCACGACCCCAACGUACCGCACCACCCCAUCGGCACCAGCACCAGCACCGGCACCAUGCCGAUCAUCAGCAACGCCAACCAUGACUUCAGCAACCUGUCGGUCAGCGACGACAGCAGCCUGGACCACAUCUUCACCGAGAUCCCCGAGACGGAGACCAUCAAGGGCGUGUACUACAAGAGCGCCCGUUUCGUGCGCCACGCCGAGGACCUGCUCUCGGUGGACCCGGCGCUGCAGGCCGUCAUCAACGUCGGCGGCAACCGCUACGCCUUCCCCUGGAGCACGCUGGAGCAGUUCCCGCUCACGCGCCUGGGCCGGCUGCGGCCCUCCAUCACGGCCGAGGAGAUCGCGCGCGUCUGCGACGACUACGACGAGGCGCGCCGCGAGUUCUUCUUCGACCGCAGCCCCUCGGCGUUCCGCGUCAUCCUGAACUUCCUGGCGGCGGGGAAGCUGCGGCUGCUGCGGGAGAUGUGCGUGCUGUCGCUGCACGAGGAGCUGACCUACUGGGGCGUGGAGAUGGCCUACAUGGAACGCUGCUGCAAGCGCAAGAUGAUGUCCCGCCUGGAGGAGGUGGCGGAGGUGGAGAGGCGCGAUGAGGAGGCCAGGCAGAAGGCUGCUCUGUUGCGCCCCCCGGUGGCCGAGACGCGCUACCGCAAGGUGAUGGCGUCGCUGAGGGACAUGGUUGAGAACCCCCAGUCAGGCCUGCCGGGCAAGAUCUUCGCCGUGCUGUCGGUGGUGAUGGUGGCCAUCACUGUCAUCAGCCUCUGCAUCAGCACCAUGCCCGACCUGCGAGAGGAGGAGGACAGGGGCGAGUGCUCCCCGAAGUGCCAGAACAUGUUCAUCGUGGAGACGGUGUGCGUGGCCUGGUUCUCCCUGGAGUUCCUGCUGCGCUUCGUGCAGGCGCGCUCCAAGCUGCAGUUCGUGCGCGGCCCGCUCAAUAUCAUCGACGCCAUGGCGAUCUUACCCUACUACGUCUCCCUGGUCGUCAAGGAGGAGGACCCGACGCUGGCGGAGCACGAGAGGCGCACGGGCCGCGGCUACCUGGACAAGCUGGGCCUGGUGCUGCGCAUCCUGCGGGCGCUGCGCAUCCUGUACGUGAUGCGGCUGGCGCGCCACUCGCUGGGCCUGCAGACGCUGGGGCUGACGGUGCGGCGCAGCACGCGCGAGUUCGGCCUGCUGCUGCUCUUCCUGUGCGUGGCCGUCACGCUCUUCUCGCCGCUGGUGCACCUGGCUGAGAGCGAGCUGACCACGCAGGGGGCGCAGGACUUCAGCAGCAUCCCCGCCUCCUAUUGGUGGGCCAUCAUCUCCAUGACGACGGUGGGCUACGGCGACAUGGUGCCGCGCUCCAUUCCGGGCCAGGUGGUGGCGCUCAGCAGCAUCCUCAGCGGCAUCCUCAUCAUGGCGUUUCCCGCCACCUCCAUCUUCCACAUGUUCUCCCGCUCCUACCAGGAGCUCAAGCAGGAGCACGACCGCAUGCUGAAGGAGGAGGCCGCCCUCGCCGCCUCCCCUGGGACUGACGAGGAGGGAGGACUAGGAGGAGUAGGUGGGUUCGGGGGGUUCGGCGGAGACGCGGGUUCGGGGUACCCCACGCCCGGCCUGUCCGCGACCCCGGAUACGGACACCCCGGGCUCCAUGGAGAACGUGUCGUUGUUACGGAACGGGGCGGCGGAGCGGUCGGGGGGCGGCAACCGGCACAGCCUCCCUCCCAGCGCCUUCUAAAGGUCGACUGGGGGUCAACAGACUCAGAUGUCGGACACAGACUCGUGGACUCACUGGCAGGCAGGCAGACUCACUGAACCCCGCGGCAGUGUUCACCCUCUUGGAUCUAACAGAGAGACAAGCA